AUGCCUGGUACCCUUGACGAAGCACUCGCCUUUGGUCCCAGACCCAGAAGACCUGAAGCAAUUUGCAUAUUUACUGAUGACGACACCCUUCCAACUUGUGUCACGAAUUCUUCCAGGUCAACCAGAAGCACACGCGAGAAAUCUCUUCCAGAGACACCGGUAUACAAGAUGACCAAAUCUCCACAACCACGGUCCUUUCACCAGCGCCCACCGGUGCUAGCAUCAAACCGCAAAACCCCUCUACAACACAGCCUGAAACCUCCACAGCCGGCGGCCUCGGGACGUGAUGUCCCUGGCAAUGGCGGAGGGAAGGAAAACAUUCCUCCAGGGAUGUCUGUUCGCGCCAACAGCAAAAGCAAGUCCACCGGCAGUCCCAGAGAUCAAAUGAGUCGUCGAGUCGAGUCAAACCUUGUUCCCGCAAAAGGCAGCCGUGACAGGUCUGGAAACAUACAAAAAGAGGCAAAAACCCGAGGAUUGAUAACUCAAGCUGGGAGCACACCUUCCAGGGUCCCGAAGCCAGGCCACGCGGUUACUCUCAACAUUCAAGCACCAGUGUCUUCACCACGGGCACCCCAAAGCUUCCCCAACAAUCAAAUUGCCAUUAUUGUGGUGGAAGUUGUCCGUGCAUACUGGAUGCUCCUCGGAGAUGUUGGUCAAAAGAGAGGCUGCUUUACAUUCGAGCGUGAUCGUGAUCAAUCCGCCGUCAUUAUCCAGCGGGCAUGGCGGUCUUGCAUAAAACGAAAACAGGAGCAUGAACGUGCCACUGCCACGGCCAAAAUGGAGCGGGCAGCGAACGUCAUUGCUCGCUGGUGGCGGGGGGUCAAACCCAGCAAAAAGCCAGAGAAGACACCCCGACGCAAGAUUCGUACUCAGAAUGCCACCACGCGUCAGAGCCGUGGCCGCUUGGGAUUACGACGGCUCUAA
Penicillium brevicompactum is the source of this 924-nucleotide messenger RNA. RefSeq names its product putative calmodulin-binding protein Sha1 (gene sha1). Lineage: Eukaryota; Fungi; Ascomycota; Eurotiomycetes; Eurotiales; Aspergillaceae. The transcript has a single exon. The record is from RefSeq and is a predicted model, not a curated record. Gene Ontology annotation, molecular function: protein binding. Bases 1 to 924 code for a protein of 307 amino acids.